Molecule: messenger RNA, 5244 nt
Organism: Babesia bigemina
Lineage: Eukaryota; Apicomplexa; Aconoidasida; Piroplasmida; Babesiidae
Exons: 1
Coding region: 1-5244 (1747 amino acids)
Molecular function (GO): metal ion binding
Source: RefSeq, a predicted model, not a curated record
AUGGCACCGCAAUAUAAGAAGCUUACUGACUGCCCUGAAAACCUCCGGGAGGCGAUUGACUGGCUGAUACAGGUUAGGUAUGGGAAUGGUGACAAUGGUGAAGGUUUUAAGAAGUUGUCUCAAGCUUUGAAAAAGUUGAUUGAUGAGGCUAUUGAGAAAGCUUACACCACUAAUUUUGAUGUAAUUCUCAACAUUCUCAAUUCAGUCAAAUCUCACACCUGUUGUAAAGAUAAAGUGGCUAAAAUUGAGGAACUUAAGGACCCUAAAAAGCUUGCCCCAAACGUCUUUGAAGACCUUAAGCAUGACUGUGAAAGCAUUAGAGCUUGCUCAAAAACUCACUUUGAAUCUUCCCAAAAAAAAUCCUAUGAGGACAUUGUUUCCAGGUUGGAUCAGCUUGGUAAACUCAAAGAGAGUCUUGCUGUAUUCACUAAUGAAGAAGAAUGUAAAUGUCUUUUUGACAAUCUGUGUUCAGGCCUCGAAAAAUUCCUCGGCUUCAACCCUGACUCCAAAGGCUACGAUGGCACUGGGAUUGUGUACUCUGACUUGGAUAGGCUCUGUGACGGGGUGAUGGCGUUCUUGCACGGGGUGUUGGAGAGUGUUAAGGAUGAUGAGAGUGUUAGGACUUAUGACUCCAAUCAACCGAAUGACAUUAAUACACUUGUAAACACUUUAAAAAAUAGUGUAAGUGAUGGCCACGAUGCUUUAAAAAAUGCCGUGACUGAGGUGGGUAGUUGGUUGGGGAGGUAUAAUGAACAAGUCAAAGAGAAGGCUGAAAAGGUAAGUGAGGCAUUAAAUGCUAUUCGGAAAGAAAUAGCAGCUAAACACGUCGUGAAAUUCAAUGAUACAUAUACGAUGACUCUUCAGGUCAUACACCACGAAUUUACGAAGUCUAUAAACGAACUUGACCACAAGAUAGCAAAGCUGAAACAUGAUAGAAAAGGAUUUGCUGGUAUUGACUCAGCUUUACAAAAAUCGUUAUACAUGCCUCUAGAAAAAAUAGCUGGCGCAUUCGGGGUCAUGAAAAAAUCAGCAAGUAAUGAUUUCUUGUGCUGGCAGAUAGAACAUAUCGAUGAGAAAUUUAGAGAAUUGCCUCGGCAGCUCGAUAAGAACAUCUUGAAAAACAAUGAGGAAUUCAAAAAAACAUUGGACGCUAAAUUUAAGGAAAUUAAUGGAAAGGUUAAGAGUUUUCAAAGUACCCAGUUGAGUGAUCUUAAGCAGGCCCACAAGGCUCUGAGCUCAGCGUUGGAAAAAAUUCAAAGUGAUAUUGGUAGUAAGGGCAAGGGUUUCUACGGUAAUGUUGAAACGGCAUUCAACAAUCUGAAAUCUAUAGUUGCAGACGUUCAUAAGGCUUUGGAAGUGAAACAGGGGGAGCUUGCCAGAAUGGUAGGACAGGCUGAACUCCAUUUUGGGACCAUACUCAGGGGAGUUAAGGAGAACUCUGCUGUUACAGGACAAACUGAUUUAAGUAUAGAAAAACAUUGGAAGCAGCUCUAUACUACUGUUGAGGCUCUUGUUGAAAGUUUAACAAAGAAAGGUCAAAAUAAUCCUGAUUGCCUUGCGGAUAUUGUAGAAAAAGUGCAUAAUUAUGCUAAAACUUAUGAUACAGAAUUUAGCAAAACAGUGACAAAGUGGGUGGAAGAUAUCAUGAGAGGAAACGCAGUGAAAGGUUUGCUAAGUACGUAUGUUAGCAAUAACCAUGGGAGAUCUCUAUUCGAGGGCAGUUUGCGGGAUAACGUGAUUGGUAUCAAGGAGGCGUUGACUCCAAUAGUUCAGGAUAAAAUCAUAAUCGCUCUCGAUGAUAUUACUGUUAAUACACGGCCAGGAAGCAAAAAGAGUGUUGAUGAAAAUAUGGCGGAAAUUGUUAGUUAUCUUAAAACCUACGCCGAACAGGUUUCCGAUAAGCAUACUGAGAUAGUUUCGUCUAUUGAAACUGCUUUAAAAGGGAACCCCGAUUUCGUAUUGACACAACCUGAAACUUUCAGCUCUGACCUCCAAGCUGCCAUUAAAAGCGCCUUAGCAUCAGUAAAAUCUGCGGCUGAAGGAGCGGCGGACGAAAUUGCUAAAUUACGAGAUACCUCUCACUUAAGCAACCUGAAUAAAGCUAUAACGAGUGUAGAAUCAAUUAGAACCCAUAUUAAUCAUGAAGGCUUAGGGAAUUCCGGAGGUAACAUUGACACCGCAUUGAAAGGCGUGAAAGGAGCAAUUGAUCUGCUCAAUCCAAUAUUGCAGAAAGUAGGAGGCAAGCUGAAAAUAUGCGUCGAUAAGCUUCAGUCAGAAGUACUUACAGAGCUUAAUAAAAUAAUGAAAAACGGGCUAACAGGCAAAAUUGCAUUUAGAAAAUACCAUAUUAUUGAGCAGUUGGAAUCAUUGAAAAAUAAAAUCGAUCAUGACAUUAAAUCUAUUAUCACACAGCUACUCGAACUCGAAAAGGCCAUAGAGCAUUGGAUUCAGGAAACUACAACAAUAAUUGAAAAUUCCCUUAAAACCGCGAACACUGAGCUAUCAAAACUCAACAAACAAAAUAGAGAGUACAUUAUUCAUGCUUUUCGACAAGCCCAAGACGCAGUCCAGACCCUUUUUGCUGACCAAAAAAAAGCAGAUUUACUAGCUAUACAUGACUGUAUAGAGGAACAAGUUGGAACAAUUAACGGCAUUAUUGCGGCCGACUUGCAAUCCGGUAUCAAAGGCCUCAUGAAGUCAAUGAAUGAUAAACACAACAUUCUAGAUCAUUUCAAAAAGACGGAUCACUCAAAGUUCACUGCAGCUUGCACAAUCACCGAAGAGUAUUUGAUUAGUUUGUAUGGAUACGUUCGAAGUGAAAUAGAUGCCCCUCCUUAUAUAACAUCUUUGAUUUCCCUCCUCCCCGACCACCUUAACACACUCAUCAGCGAUCUUGCCACGCAUCAUUUUGAUCACAGGCUCUAUAAAAACCUCGACGAGCUGCUAAAAUACGUUGAUCAGAUGCGUCCCACAUCCCUUGCCGAGCCGUCCAAUCCGUUGGCUGAGGCGCUCAAAAAGGGAUUGAUGGCGUUUAGUGGUGAACUUGGAAAAGCGUACGUCAACAGAUAUUCCGGGCAGAACUGGGAGCGUGAGUUCCGCGAUAAUUACGGUAGGAUAGGUUUAACAAUACUCGAGAUUAUGAAGAGUUCGUUUACGAUAUUAAGCAUUAAUUGCAAGAGUCUGGGCGGAAAACAGAUUAACAAGUCCAACGAUUUGGGUACCUUGUUGCUCGGUCAAGGUUUUAUUGUUUCAGACCACGGUGAGCAGAAUGGUGAAUUGCGGGACGACAAGAAUAUGAUAGGUGAAUCCAUUAACAAUAGAAUCACUCGGCCGAUUAAAGGCGUAUACGAUUCUCCGCACCUUCAAUAUUGCGAAUCAAACGCACGCGGAAAAGCUUACAAUUUCCAUCUCAUGGAUAUCCUCAAGUGCCUCUUCAGACAUUGCGAAAAGUACAAUGAAGUUGGUCACUUGUCCACUUACUACGCAAGCAGGUUACCGUGCACUGUUCAUGAUAUGCUGUGCUGGUUCACGGGGCUUCCGUACAGUGGCGUGUAUCCGACAUUGUUAUCUGACGGCUUUAGCGACCUCUUGGAAAAGCCUAAGAAGCAAACAAUACAAAGUAACGAUGACCUUGAAAUUGAAUUCUUCGACCACAAAGCGCAGUACCUUAAUGCAUACCCGCAUAGGAUCACGUAUAAUAACAUCGACACGGUGCUUGGUCAUCUCUGCUCCAAAUCCUACGACCUUAUUACCGCCAUCGCCGGGUACGGAGAUGCCUACACCGUCUAUGCCAGUGAUCUCUGCAAUAACUCCAUGAAAUUACGUUACCCUUCUAAGCCAGCGGAUUGCCUCGAUAUGCUGCUGGAUAUCCUCCGUAGAUUGUUACUUACACUGCAAUAUCUCCGUGUACAAUGCAACCUAGAUGCUAAGCACGGUGGGUGGAAACAAUGCGAAUACGGCAAAACUAUCAAGGCUACCAACUGGCCGUGCAAAGAGCAUCUUAGCGACAAAGCAACGUGCGAAGCAGAGUGCCGACCAAAUGGACAACCAAAGUGCCAACCAACGUCGCCCCUAAUGAGCUACCUAAAUGACUGUUUGCCCGGUAGCCUUCCCCAUCAACUGGGCGGUAUUGGAUGUAAGUAUGACUGUAGCACUUGCACGAAAUCCAAGCCCGGUACGCCAUGUUUGACGCCGCUUGGCUUCAGAGGUUUUUCGGGAUGUACAAAGACAGGUAAGGACCUGUAUGAAACUAUUAGUUUUUUCCUCGGCAACGGGCUGGUUUCGUCCCUGCUCACCCUCAUCCCGAAACCGCCAUCCACAUUGCCUGAACACGUAGCAUUUGCGUUGUCCUUCGUUAGAGGGUGGCAUGAUAGUAAGACCGCGGAUGCAAUUGGUGUCAAAAAGGAAUUGGAAUCGAAACUUAAGGACUUGUCCAUCGAUUUAUAUAAGAAGCCGUCUGACUUGACUGCUGCGUUUUCUAGAGCCUACGGCAGCAGGCAGAAUAGUCACGGGUUGCCGCAUCCUCCGGGUAGAAAUGCUGACCUGUCCAGCCUUUUCAUGACAAAGUUCUGCGAAUAUCCAGGUAUUAACGUUUACUGUGCUCCGUAUAUGCAGUCCUUGUGUCACAAUUACUAUCACUAUAUUGCGCACAAACAUUCUAAGCUAUACCUGUCAUGGAGUCUAUACCUACCGUGGGCAUUUUGGGAGUGCCUUAACUCAUUGCUCAACAGCUUUUGCAAUAUAAUAUGCCAGGACUGGGGUUGCCGUGGAUGUCUCCGUGGUGACAAGUGUAAGAAGGGAUCGCAUGGUGUUGUUGAUGAAGAGAAGCCAUCUGCUAACUGCCAAUGCAGAUCCAUCGUUGACUGCAAGGGCGUCGCACCAACGCUCUACCAAUUUGGUUUCGCCUUUGGUGAAGCGUCGACGUUGAAUGACAAGGAUGCGCCAAAGAAGUGCUCUGCUUUCUGUAGCCAGUUGAAGAAUGUUUUAAAAUCGAAAUAUUUCGAGAACUUGUUUAGGGAAUGUGACAACUUCCUCUGGAAAAUCCGUGAACCUUUCUCCUAUCUUGUACUCGCCCUCUGGCUCCUCUCUCUGUUGUACCUCAUCCACAUCUUCAUCAUCCGCCUCGACCUGCUCCACAUCAAAUCGCAUUUGCACUCACCCUCAUCACAUCGCAUCGCCGCGCAAUCACUACUCGCCGCGGCACGUGUUAACAAACUUGCCAAGCUCACCUACUUGCAACCUUGA